UUCCUACUAGUAAUUUAAAUCCAUGUGCAAGUUCACCCAAUCCCAAGAAACAGAGCACAAUCUUUGAUGAUCCCUUGAGAACUCUGAUCUAUUCCUUCUUCACAGAUCUCAGUUUCAAUCUCAGUUUCAAGAUUCUUGAUCAAUGGCAAAAGAUCAACCCUCAAGUUCAAGAUUUCGCUACCUGUGCUACAUCCUAGUUUACCUCUCAACGUUCUCAUCCAUUACGUUUAUCUACUGGUCCUACUCUUCUGAUUUCCAUGUCGAAAACAUGUUCAGAGAUGAGCAGCAACAACUCAGCAUAGACCUUCUAAGCUAUCGGUCUGCGUGGAAUCAUCUCAGUUUUCCAUCAACACCGCCACAGAAACUCCUCAAAAUAGCCCUGUUUGUCAAGAAAUGGGCUAUCAAGGGCCGCGCUGGAGGGCUUGAACGUCACGCAUUGACUCUCCACCUUGCGCUUGCGAAACGAGGCCAUGAGCUCCAUGUGUUCACCACUUCACCUCCAAACACCAGUUUCCCUGAAUACCCGAUGAUCAAAAGUUUGUUUUUUCACCUCACAAAGCCAACAGCUGCCGGCUAUCUCGAUCAGGCUUCAGUUUGGAAUCAAUUUGUGAAGGAAAAUUCAACUGGAAAACCAUUUGACGUGGUACACACUGAAAGUGUUGGUUUAAGGUAUACAAGAUCAAGAAACAUAAGCAACCUGGCUGUCAGUUGGCACGGAAUUGCAUAUGAGACCAUACAUACUGAUAUCAUACAAGAGCUUUUACGGAGUCCUGAAGAUUCGCAGAAUCACGCAAUGACGGAAAGGGUUACAAAGGUUGUUGAAGAGGUUAAGUUUUUUCCAAGCUACGCUCAUCAUGUGGCUACUAGUGAUCAUGCUGGAGACAUCUUAAGAAGAAUCUACAUGAUACCAGAAGAACGCGUUCAUGUUAUUCUCAAUGGCAUCGAUGAAGAGAUUUUUAAGCCAGAUUUUGACAUGGGUAAUGAUUUUAAAAAGAAGGUUGGAAUUUUAGAUUCUAAGAAAUUGGUUCUAGGAAUUGCAGGGAGGUUAGUUAAAGAUAAAGGACACCCUUUGAUGCAUGAAGCUCUAAAGCAGAUUCUCUUGGAGAAUUCUACAUUUCGAGACGAUGUGAUUGUUCUGGUUGCUGGAGAUGGUCCAUGGGGUUCCAGAUAUGAAGAUCUAGGGACUAACUUGCUGGUUCUAGGGCCACUUGAACAAGCUCAGCUAGCAAGUUUUUACAAUGCAAUUGACAUAUUUGUGAAUCCGACACUCCGAGCUCAGGGUCUGGAUCACACGUUGUUAGAAGCAAUUCUUUCAGGGAAGCCAGUAAUGGCUACGAAGGUUGCGAGCAUUACAGGGUCUGUGAUUGUCGGUGAAGAAGUGGGCUAUACGUUUUCACCUACUGUGAGCUCUUUAAAGGAAUCACUUUACAAAGUCUGGAAAGAUGGUAAGCAGAACUUACAGCAAAAAGGGGAGUUGUCAAGACAGAGGGGAUUGACUCUGUUCACUGCCACUAAAAUGGCAGCUUGCUAUGAAAGAUUGUUUCAAUGCAUCUCAUAUGAUGAAAAACAAAAUCACGGGUAUUGUCUAUACAAACCCCGUCCGGUUCACUGACUAGCAGGUUGAUAAGCUAAAUCCUAGAUUUUUAAUUUUCUCAGUAAUUAUCAAUUCAAAAGUUCUCAGGGUACUUAAUGAGACAGAACACUGUUGCUACAUUCCAUUACAAAGCUAAUCAGGUACUUCUUAAACAUGAACGAA
This is a messenger RNA of Daucus carota subsp. sativus, 1756 nucleotides long. RefSeq lists its product as uncharacterized. The record is from RefSeq and is a predicted model, not a curated record. The transcript has a single exon. NCBI's taxonomy places the organism in Eukaryota, Viridiplantae, Streptophyta, Magnoliopsida, Apiales, Apiaceae. The coding region runs from base 143 to 1612 and encodes 489 amino acids.